Molecule: messenger RNA, 3305 nt
Organism: Physella acuta
Lineage: Eukaryota; Metazoa; Mollusca; Gastropoda; Physidae
Product: sodium/potassium-transporting ATPase subunit alpha-like
Biological process (GO): sodium ion export across plasma membrane; intracellular sodium ion homeostasis; intracellular potassium ion homeostasis
Cellular component (GO): plasma membrane
Molecular function (GO): ATP hydrolysis activity; ATP binding; P-type sodium:potassium-exchanging transporter activity
Source: RefSeq, a predicted model, not a curated record
GACCACGGGUCCAGCAGCUGUCAAUACACGGUCGCCCACACGGAGGAUGAGAGGACGAAGAAGAAGAAGGAUAAGGAGAGAGAUAAGAUGGACGACCUAAAGCAGGAGCUGGUGAUGGACGAGCACAGGAUUCCCCUGGACGAGCUGUGCAGGCGGCUGUGUGUGGAUCCGACAAACGGCCAUACACCAGAGAGGGCAAAAGAAAUUUUGGCACGAGAUGGACCAAAUCAACUGACCCCACCAAAGACAACACCAGAAUGGGUAAAGUUUUGUAAAGUGUUGUUCACUGGGUUCUCUCUCCUGCUGUGGAUUGGUGCCAUUUUGUGCUACAUUGCCUAUUCUAUCCAAGCCUUACAGAACGAAGAUCCCGCCGGUGACAAUCUUUACCUCGGCAUUGUGCUGACCGCUGUGGUCAUCAUUACCGGAUGUUUCUCCUACAGCCAGGAGGCGAAGAGCUCUAGAAUCAUGGACUCCUUCAAGAACAUGGUCCCACAGUUUGCGCUGGUCAUACGUGGUGGUCAGAAGCUGAGCAUCCAAGCGGAGGAGAUUGUGCUGGGGGACAUAGUCGAGGUCAAGUUCGGUGACCGCGUCCCUGCUGAUAUUAGGAUCAUCUCCGCCCAUGGCUUCAAGGUCGAUAACUCAUCUUUGACUGGAGAAUCUGAGCCACAGUCUAGAACUGCAGAAUUCACACACGAGAACCCUCUUGAGACAAGAAAUCUGGCCUUCUUUUCUACCAAUGCUGUAGAAGGUACCGCCUGCGGAAUUGUGGUAAAAACAGGCGACAACUCUGUCAUGGGUCGUAUUGCCAAUUUGGCUUCUGGCCUUGAAGUGGGAGAAACUCCGAUCGCUAAAGAGAUUGCUCACUUCAUCCAUAUCAUCACCGCCAUGGCCGUGUUUGUUGGUGUCACCUUCUCCGUCAUCGCUUUCAUCCUGGGCUAUUUCUGGCUGGACGCUGUGAUCUUCUUGAUCGGUAUCAUCGUGGCGUACGUCCCGGAAGGCUUGUUGGCUACUGUCACGGUAUGUCUGACACUGACCGCCAAACGAAUGGCCAAGAAAAACUGCCUCAUCAAGAACUUGGAAGCUGUAGAGACUCUGGGAUCCACCUCGACCAUCUGCUCCGACAAGACUGGAACCUUGACCCAGAACCGUAUGACGGUUGCCCACAUGUGGUACAACGGCCGGAUCUUUGAGGCAGACACCAGCGAGAAUCAGUGCUCCGCUUCCUAUUCAAGCUCUGACCCCACCUGGAUUGCCCUUGCUCGAGUCGGUAUGUUAUGUAAUCGAGCAGAGUUCAAAGUCGGCCAAGAAAAAGUACCAGUACUGAAAAGGGAGUGUAACGGUGACGCCUCUGAAUCUGCUCUGCUGAAAUGUGUUGAGCUGUCUAUUGGAAACGUGACAGAUUUCAGACGUCGCAACAAAAAGAUUGUUGAAAUCCCUUUCAACUCCACUAACAAAUACCAGGUAUCUAUCCAUGAGACAGAGGACCCCAACGAUCCCAGGUAUUUGCUGGUAAUGAAAGGUGCCCCAGAGAGGAUCUUAGACCGGUGCUCCUCCGUGCUGAUGCAUGGAAAAGACCAGCCUUUGGACGACACAUUCAGGGAAGCUUUUAACUCGGCUUAUCUGGAACUUGGAAGUCUGGGAGAGAGAGUUUUAGGAUUUUGCGAUUACGUCCUCCCUUCUGAUGAGUUUCCACCCAACUACGUGUUUGAUCCUGAAGGUCCAAACUUCCCCAUUACUGGGCUCAGAUUUGUUGGCCUCAUGUCCAUGAUUGACCCUCCCAGAGCUGCGGUACCCGAUGCUGUGGGAAAAUGCAGGAGUGCUGGCAUCAAGAUCAUCAUGAUCACUGGUGAUCACCCCAUCACAGCCAAGGCUAUUGCCAAAGGUGUUGGCAUCAUCUCUGAAGGAAGCAAAACUGUUGAAGACAUUGCUGCUGAGAGAGGCAUUCCAGUCGAACAGGUGGAUCCGAGGGAUGCAAGAGCGGCCGUGAUACACGGUGGGGAUCUGAGAGACAUGCCCCCAGCCCAGAUUGACGCCAUUUUGAAGAACCACGCAGAGAUAGUGUUUGCCCGUACCUCACCACAACAGAAACUUAUCAUCGUAGAGGGCUGUCAGAGACUAGGUCAGAUUGUGGCCGUUACUGGUGAUGGUGUCAAUGACUCUCCUGCUCUCAAAAAGGCUGAUAUUGGUGUUGCUAUGGGUAUUGCCGGCAGUGAUGUGAGCAAACAAGCAGCAGACAUGAUUUUACUUGAUGACAACUUUGCCUCCAUUGUGACUGGUGUCGAGGAGGGUAGAUUGAUCUUCGACAACUUGAAGAAGUCCAUCGCCUACACACUGACCUCCAAAAUCCCCGAAGUCUCUCCAUUCCUCCUUUUCAUCAUAGCAGACAUCCCCUUGGCUCUGGGUACCAUCACCAUCUUGUGUAUUGAUCUGGGGACUGACGUUAUCCCCGCUAUAUCUCUUGCAUACGAACAGCCAGAGCUUGAUAUCAUGAAAAGGAUGCCGCGUAACCCGCUAAAGGACAAACUAGUUAACGAAAGAUUAAUCAGCAUGGCCUAUGGUCAGAUCGGUAUGAUGCAGGCUGUUGCGGGCUUCUGUGUGUACAUUGUUAUCAUGGGUGAGAGCGGAUUCUGGACCAGCGACCUUCUCGGUAUUCGAAGAAAGUGGGACUCUCCGGGCAUCAACGACUUAAAGGAUUCCUACGGUCAAGAAUGGACGUAUGCCCAACGCAAGAGACUUGAAUACACCUGCCACUCGGCUUUCUUUGUGUCCAUUGUCAUUGUCCAGUGGGCUGAUUUAAUUAUCUGCAAGACCAGACGUCUUUCACUUUUCCAACAGGGAAUGAAGAAUCACUAUUUAACUUUUGGCCUGUUUUUUGAAACUGCGCUGGCAGCUUUCUUGUGCUAUUGUCCUGGUAUGGACACGGCUCUGAGGAUGCAACCUCUCAGGUUCACAUGGUGGCUGGUACCCCUCCCCUACAGUGUGAUGAUUUUCAUUUACGACGAGGUCCGUAAAUAUUUACUCCGGCGGUACCCCGGGGGUUUCGUGGAGAGAGAGACGUAUUACUAGAUUCACAUACUUUCAGACAACUUCCCUUCAUUGGCAAUGUAGGUUAUUUGUCUUUGUACAUAAACGUAUGAAUGGAAUUUGUGCAAAAGUGAUUUAUUUCUAAUGACGUUUUGUUGUGCUUGAUAUUCUUGUAUAUUUUGAUGGACUAUGUAUGUAAGAAAAUGAGAUAAGUGAAAUGCUUUGAUUUGAGAUAUUUGUAUAGACUGAUGUUUUAAGAAUGUUUUUUAUACAGGAUUAAA